AUGAGCCACCAGAUAGAAGGAAGUGGAAAAGGAAAGGAGGUUAUUCGAAACGGCAGCGGCGGCGAAGGAGGUGAUGAUGGUUGUUCCCCCGGUGGUCAUGGGAAAAGAUCCACCAAGCCGCCAGCAGGGUUAGUCUGCCCGCGGUGCCAGUCGAGGAAUUCAAAGUUUUGCUACUAUAAUAACGGUAGCAUUUAUCAGCCAAGAUACUACUGUAGUGACUGUAGGAGGUACUGGACUGAAGGAGGAAUUCAACGUAACAUUCCUAUUGGUGGCCCUAACCGAAGGCAGAGAAGAUCAGCCUCCGAUUCAUCCCCCGUGUCAGUGAUUGUAUUGGCGUUACCGCCGUUGACACAACGUUUAGCUGCAGUGAGCGCUACAGCUACUGGUGCAUAUUCUUCGGUUACAGCCAUGCAGUACCAAAGGCUAGUUAACCAUCCUACUCUAAACGCAUUGCCUAGAGCGGGUUCCGGGACUAACUUAGGCUUGGUGAUGAGUAACAGCUUUAAUCUGCCAGCUUUGCAGACGACUCAGCGUCCGCAGCUUAAUCCGUAUCCGUAUCCGUAUCCACAUCCACAUCCUGGCGUGCAGCAGCAAAAUCCGGAUUCGGCUCUAUUAUUACAGCAGCCAAUUAACUGGGCCCUGCAUCAUCAGGAUCAGCAGCAGCAGCAGGAGCCACAAGAAGAUGAGCAAGGUGACAUGUCUAAUAAUAAUCCGAUCGGUGAUGGAUCAGCUUCUUCUUAUGCAUUCGUAGAUGAUUGGCUGGAUAUAAGCGCCUUAAUGAGCAUUGACAACACUACCAAUGAUAACAAUUCUGAACAACCGAACAAUGAUUUAGCUGGUAAGGAGGCUAGUAGCUAG
This is a messenger RNA of Amaranthus tricolor (Joseph's coat), 858 nucleotides long. RefSeq names its product dof zinc finger protein DOF3.2-like. Bases 1 to 858 code for a protein of 285 amino acids. Gene Ontology annotation, molecular function: DNA binding; DNA-binding transcription factor activity. The transcript has a single exon. NCBI's taxonomy places the organism in Eukaryota, Viridiplantae, Streptophyta, Magnoliopsida, Caryophyllales, Amaranthaceae. Gene Ontology annotation, biological process: regulation of DNA-templated transcription. The record is from RefSeq and is a predicted model, not a curated record.